AUGUCGGUGAUGGACAACAGACAAAAUGGGUGGGUUAGUCACAUGAUUGUUUCCAUGGUGGUGGUGUCAGCGGCCCUCCAGGCACUGAAGCGCAAGAAGAGGUAUGAGAAGCAGCUGGCGCAGAUUGAUGGCACAUUAUCAACCAUUGAGUUCCAGCGAGAGGCCCUGGAGAACGCCAACACCAACACCGAGGUGCUCAAGAACAUGGGCUAUGCUGCCAAGGCCAUGAAGGCGGCUCAUGACAACAUGGACAUUGAUAAAGUUGAUGAGUUGAUGCAGGACAUUGCUGACCAGCAAGAACUUGCAGAAGAGAUUUCAACAGCUAUUUCAAAACCUGUAGGGUUUGGAGAAGAGUUUGACGAGGAUGAGCUCAUGGCAGAAUUAGAAGAACUAGAACAGGAGGAACUAGACAAGAAUUUGCUGGAAAUCAGUGGACCUGAAACAGUUCCUCUACCAAAUGUUCCCUCGAUAGCCCUACCAUCAAAACCUGCCAAGAAGAAGGAAGAGGAAGAUGAUGACAUGAAGGAAUUGGAGAACUGGGCUGGAUCCAUGUAAUGGGUUCAGCGCGGGCUGGGCCCAGACAGACUCUGGUGGCCUGCAUGGCGGGCAGGCACAUGUGUGUGUGGGGGCAGGCACGACAUGGUGCAGGCCAGUUCCAUCGCUCUUGAGUCUCACUCCAAAGCAGUAGGGCCGCGUUGCUGCUCACACUCUGCAUAGCAUGGUCUGCACCUGGUGAGACAGGUGGGGGGAGGGGGGUGGGGUAGGGGGUGCCUGCUGUUUAUAGUGUUGAUUUUCUGUAAAAUAAACUGUAUUUGCAAAUCCAGCAUUGAGCUUCUGGACUACGCUAACUCCACUGUUGAAUCUGCAAUGGAAAGGGUUGACUGUUUGUAGUUGACAUGACCUGAAGAUGUAGCCUCUGUCCUUUUAAGUCAGUUGACUGUCGCAUAUCUCUUUGUAUACAUGUAUGGUACUGGCAGAAAAGUUGUUUUUAAAGCCAUAGGCUUUUCCUUGUCUGUAGCUGUAAUAAUGCAUCUGAUUUUGAUUUCCCCAAGAGCUGUAUUUCUGUUUAUCACCUAUGUACUGGCCCUGUGUUUUCCACUCUAGCCCACUCCUCACUCCUACUGCCCUGGUCUUUUGGAGUUUGUGACACUGAUUUGAAAUGGAUGGUGUUCUCUUGAGAGCAAGUGAGAUUGUUAGAAUCAUGUUCCAGCUAUACAGUUUUCUAACAUAGUUCUAAGGUUCUUGUUGCUGUUUGUGAUAACUGAUAGAUAAUUCAUUGGAAACAUGUGCAUACAUUUAUAUUCAGAUGAAAUUAUGGUUUGCACUGUCUAUUAAAUAUCUCAAUUAAUUUUCAUA
Carlito syrichta (Philippine tarsier) is the source of this 1356-nucleotide messenger RNA. RefSeq names its product charged multivesicular body protein 4B (gene CHMP4B). Gene Ontology annotation, cellular component: ESCRT III complex; multivesicular body; cytoplasmic side of plasma membrane. The record is from RefSeq and is a predicted model, not a curated record. NCBI's taxonomy places the organism in Eukaryota, Metazoa, Chordata, Mammalia, Primates, Tarsiidae. The coding region runs from base 1 to 555 and encodes 184 amino acids. Gene Ontology annotation, biological process: late endosome to vacuole transport via multivesicular body sorting pathway; vesicle budding from membrane. The transcript has 5 exons.